Messenger RNA from Passer domesticus (house sparrow), 699 nucleotides. It is a transcript of the gene TMED6, whose product is annotated as transmembrane p24 trafficking protein 6. The transcript has 4 exons. Gene Ontology annotation, biological process: intracellular protein transport; Golgi organization; endoplasmic reticulum to Golgi vesicle-mediated transport. The record is from RefSeq and is a predicted model, not a curated record. Gene Ontology annotation, cellular component: COPII-coated ER to Golgi transport vesicle; Golgi apparatus; endoplasmic reticulum-Golgi intermediate compartment. Lineage: Eukaryota; Metazoa; Chordata; Aves; Passeriformes; Passeridae. The coding region runs from base 1 to 699 and encodes 232 amino acids.
AUGCUGCUGCUGCUGCUCCUGGCUCUGCUGGGCCCCGCUGGCUGCCCCAGGACAGAGCCCCUGAGCGGCUCCAGCCAGGAGCCGCUGUUCCGCGGCGCCGACCGCUACGACUUCGCCAUCGUCAUCCCCGCGGGCAGCGUGGAGUGCUUCUGGCAGUUCUCACACCAGGGAGGCAACUUCUUCUUCAGCUACGAGGUCCAGCGGGCCACGGGGAUUGGCAACAACAGGAACAUCCUGGUCACAGCGAGAGACCCCAAUGGCUUCCAGCUUGGAGUGUCCCAGGACGUGCGGGGACAGAUCAACUUCCCCACCAAGGACACAGGUUUCUACCAGCUCUGCCUGGACAACCAGCAAAACCACUUUGGCUUAAUGCAGGUGUAUCUCAACUUUGGUGUGUACUACGAUGACUUCAGCAUGGAGCACAAGCAGCCAGCAGAGAGGAAGGAGCUGAACGACACCCUGGAUGCAAUUGGGGUGAGCAUCCAGAGGCUGCAGAUCCACACCUUCCACAUGUGGCGCUUCUACAACUUUGCCCGGAUGAGGAAAGGGGCUGAUUUCUUCCUCCUGGAGUCCAACUACAACUACAUCAACUGGUGGUCCAUGGCCCAGAGCUGUGUCAUUGUCCUCUCCGGGGUGCUGCAGCUCUGCUUCCUCAAGCGCCUCUUCCACACACAAACCUCGGGCAGCCAGAAGUGCUAG